Exophiala mesophila is the source of this 1885-nucleotide messenger RNA. RefSeq names its product adenosylhomocysteinase. Gene Ontology annotation, molecular function: adenosylhomocysteinase activity. Bases 158 to 1507 code for a protein of 449 amino acids. NCBI's taxonomy places the organism in Eukaryota, Fungi, Ascomycota, Eurotiomycetes, Chaetothyriales, Herpotrichiellaceae. The transcript has a single exon. Gene Ontology annotation, biological process: L-methionine cycle. Gene Ontology annotation, cellular component: cytosol. The record is from RefSeq and is a predicted model, not a curated record.
UACAAGACAACACUGACUUCUUACCUACCUACCACUCCACAUCCUUGUCCUCAUCUUCAUUACCUCUCCUAUUCUACCCACCCAAUCCUUUUCACUCGCCCUUUUCACUUGCUCCUUGUUUCCACGUCAAGCACCUUCUCAUCUCAUCCUCUUCACCAUGGCUGCUCCUGCUGGAAAAUUCAAGGUGGCCGACAUCUCGUUGGCCGCCUUCGGUCGUCGCGAGAUUGAGCUCGCCGAGAUUGAGAUGCCAGGUCUCAUGGCCAUCAGAGAAAAAUAUGCUGCCGAUCAGCCUCUUGCCGGUGCCAGAAUCGCUGGCUGCCUUCACAUGACCAUCCAGACCGCAGUCCUCAUCGAGACCCUCACCGCCCUCGGCGCUGAAGUCACCUGGUCAUCCUGCAACAUCUUCUCCACCCAAGACCAUGCUGCCGCUGCCAUUGCCGCCGCCGGUGUCCCCGUCUUUGCCUGGAAGGGCGAGACUGAAGAAGAAUACGAGUGGUGUUUGGAGCAACAACUGAAGGCAUUCCCCUCCGGAAAGACCCUCAACCUCAUCCUCGAUGACGGUGGUGACUUGACUGCCCUCGUCCACAACAAAUACCCCGAACAGCUCAAGGGCUGCUACGGUGUCUCUGAGGAGACAACCACUGGUGUUCACCACCUGUAUCGCAUGCUCAAGGACAAGAAGCUUUUGGUGCCCGCCAUCAACGUCAACGACUCGGUCACAAAGUCCAAGUUUGACAACUUGUACGGAUGCCGAGAAUCUCUUAUUGACGGAAUUAAGCGAGCCACUGAUGUCAUGAUUGCUGGCAAGGUUGCCGUCGUCGCUGGCUACGGUGAUGUUGGCAAGGGAUGUGCCCAGGCUCUUCACGGCUUCGGUGCCACCGUCCUUGUCACUGAGGUGGACCCUAUCAAUGCCCUCCAGGCUGCUGUUUCAGGCUACAGAGUUGUCACCAUGGAGGAGGCCGCUCCUCUCGGCCAAAUCUUUGUCACCACCACUGGUUGCAGAGAUAUUCUCGUUGGAAAGCACUUUGAGGUCAUGCGAAACGAUGCCAUUGUCUGCAACAUUGGUCAUUUCGAUAUUGAAAUCGAUGUUGCUUGGCUCAAGAAGAAUGCCAAGGAAGUCCAGAACAUCAAGCCCCAGGUUGACCGAUAUCUCAUGCCCAGCGGCCGACAUAUCAUCCUUCUCGCCGAAGGUCGUCUUGUUAACCUUGGAUGUGCCACUGGCCACUCUUCAUUUGUCAUGUCCUGCUCAUUCUCCAACCAAGUUCUUGCUCAGAUUGCCCUGUACAAGGCCGAGGACGAAGCCUUUGGCCAGAAGUACAUUGAGUUUGGCAAGACUGGUAAGAAGGAAGUCGGUGUCUAUGUUCUUCCCAAGAUCUUGGAUGAACAGGUCGCUCUGCUUCAUCUGGACCACGUCAACGCCAAGUUGACCAAGUUGACCCCAGUGCAAGCCGAGUACCUUGGACUGGAAGUCGAGGGACCAUACAAGUCCGACAUCUACAGAUACUAAGCGGUGUACAGCAGUAUGUCACUGCUUAUGUCUUUGCAUAUCUUUUGGCGUUUGGAGGAAAAGAUCUGUCUGAUCUUAUUUCUAAUGCUCAACGCAUGAAGAAAUUUGACCGGUCGAAUAUCGUCGAUAACUGCGGGGUAGGCUGCGGAGAAAAUCAUGUCUCAACGAAGUGAUGAUAAAUCUACGGGAUGGAAUACCAAAAGUCAGUGGUUGAUUUCAUUCAAUCUGAUGGUCAUCAGAUUGGCAUGAUGCAAUAGAGUCAAGUCCUUCAACGGACUACUCGGGAGAAGCUUCAUCAGCUUCCUCACAGAUACCCUCAAAUAGAUGAAGAAGAGAUUCUGUAAUAAAUAACCAACAGUGUUGAAUUUUGAAUGGUGA